GCCAGAUAUUGUGUGGUACGUGUCAGUGCUAGUGCUGUGCACAUCGAUAGCUGGAGUAGAAGCCGAUCUAGCUGUCACCAAGCGUAUGGUGGAGACUUCAGCAGGCAAUUCUGACUUCUUAGAAGUAAUUAAGUUAAAUUUAAGAAGAAACAACGAUGACUAUGCAGAACAAAUAAAACACAACAGUGUACAAACUGCUUCACCAUCGACACGUGGCUUCCCUGUGUAUGGAAAACAACAAGACAUUAAAUUUAUAAACAAAUUGUACGGAGCUAGAAAAGCUAAUAUUAUUUUAGAAGAUGAUAGUGGAAUACAGAGUCAGAGCCUCUUGGACAGAAGCGACAAAAAACCUAAUAAAGUAAAUCAUACAACUGAUAACGUAAUUGACACAUCUUAUACUCCUGAACAUAUCAGCAAACAAUUAAUCCAAACUACCAAAAAUAUUCUCUUAAGAAUUGGAGUCAAUAAGCAGCUGUCCCAACAAAACACGCGGCGAUCUUCCACAACCAGAGGUACUGUUCUAACAACUCAUGCGUCCCCAAUUAUUAAAAAGUUCUCCCAAACGAACAAAAACCGAAUGCAACAAUUCAAAGCGUUUAUAAAUAAAAAUAAAGAUCUUUUCAAAGAGUAUGUGAGCGAGAAAAAGAUUCCAAGAACGAAUGAUGACAGCAAGGAUAUGAGCUCGCUUAAAAUGGAAAUAGAGUCUGUUUUGGCCGGCAACACGAAGACGGCGAAAGAGGGAGACGUUAACGAGACGGUUACUUACAGGACGGACGCGUUGGACAUGGUGAACGCUAAGGGAGGACACAUUCACGCCAUGAGGCUACGGAACCGUCUGUGCCACCGCCACGUGCUCAUCCCGGAGGGACCCAAGUAUGACAGCAAGGGAGAGAUCUACCUCGCGGCGCACGCGGGUCGUCGCUCCUACAACGUGACGCGCCGCCCGCGCCUGUUGCUGCCUCGCUGCUGCAACUGCUGCAAGAAGUCUGUGCUGGGGUGCAUGUAGUACCCCUGGACACUUCGAUUGUAAAGAACAUAUCUUCUAGGCAUGCGGUUAAAUAAAGAUUUAAUGAAUUCAAAAAAAAAAAAAAACUAAAAUAGAGAAAUACUUUUAAAUAUCGAGAAUUCGUUGCAUAGCUUAUUUUUUAUUAUAAAGCCUCUUUUUUGUAAUAAUAAAUUAUUUAUAUUUAAGAAUUCAGAAUAUCAUCAAAAGUGGGAUCCUAGUUCAUCCCUACUUAUAGUAAACACGCUCUAUUUCAGCUCAGACGCGCGUGUGUCGACUAUCCUUGAUCUUUGAAGGGUUGUUAGAGCACAGUAAUGAAAAAUUGUAUUGUCAUCACAGACGAGUAAAAUACGAAGGACUCCGUGUCACCUUACAUAACAGUGAGGCACCAAGCCGGUAAACGUGUAAUACAAGCCGAUCGGCAGCCAUUACGAGAUUUGCCAUCGUCUGUGACAUAUCAGUUUGCGUCGCAAUAAAAUAUUUAAAAAAUGCCGUCGUGCGUUGUGAUAAAGUCUAAAAACAAUACUAUAAAAGUAUUUGUGGAUAUAUGAUUAUUUAAGGGAGAAAAAAUUGUGUACCUGGUAUACCCCGUAACCGCACACACACUAGCAUAAAGGUUUCACUUGCUAAUAUCACGGCGCGGAGUCCUCCUUUUUUUACUAGUUCGUGAUUGUCAUGAAAUAUUGUUAAAUUAUUAUUAUUACUUCAAAUUAAAAUUGAUGAAACAUC
This is a messenger RNA of Leptidea sinapis, 1732 nucleotides long. RefSeq lists its product as uncharacterized. NCBI's taxonomy places the organism in Eukaryota, Metazoa, Arthropoda, Insecta, Lepidoptera, Pieridae. The coding region runs from base 86 to 1006 and encodes 306 amino acids. The transcript is spliced from 4 exons. The record is from RefSeq and is a predicted model, not a curated record.